GCUCGCCUGUGUCUUUAAGAAAGUAAGGUGGGAGAGCCCCCGUGUCCCGACGCGCUGCUCGGUAUGCAAACAUAAAUUUAGCAGCAACGUGUUUGCAGCGGGAACUAAAUAUCUGGAAGCGGCCGUGAGGUGUCAUGUGCGCUUUCGGCCGACUCUGAGCCGUUUUCCUCCGCGUGGACGCUGGGGGAAGCAGCCGCGCGGGACCCUCCUUCUCCUACUUUCUGCUCGGAGCGCGCGCGCGCGCCUCUGUCAGCGCUUUGAAAUUACGUUGAACUUGCCCGAGAUGACUGAAAGCUGCAGCUGGACGUGCGUGCUGCUUCUCCUCGCUGUGUACUUGAAGGUCGCCGUGUGGGCCACCGACAGUGACGCCGUGUUUAUCAGAGAGUUCACAUUGAUUCGGAGAGAUCCUGAAGAGGGACUCCAUGAUGGCCACAAGCAAGAAGACCCGAGCUCCCGGACGGCCCGGUCAGAGGAGGACAGGGACACGCUGUGGGAUGCCUGGGGGUCAUGGAGCGAGUGCUCUAGGACUUGCGGCGGUGGAGCCUCCUACUCCCUCAGACGAUGCCUCAGCUCCAAGACCUGCGAGGGGCAGAAUAUCAAAUAUCGCACAUGCAGUAAUGUGGACUGUCCUCCGGAUGCCGGUGACUUCCGAUCCCAGCAGUGCUCAGCUCAUGCGGACGUUCCAUACCAGGGUCAGUUCCACGAGUGGCUGCCUGUGUACAACGAUCCGGACAACCCGUGCUCACUGAAGUGCAGAGCCAAGGCCUCGGGCCACAUGGUGGAGUUGGCGCCCAAAGUACUAGACGGAACACGCUGUUACACAGAGUCUCUGGACAUGUGUAUCAGUGGAGUCUGCCAGAUUGUAGGCUGUGAUCAUGAGCUGGGGAGCACAGCCAAGGAGGACAACUGUGGCAUCUGCAACGGGGACGGCACAUCAUGCAGGCUUGUGCGAGGGCACUACAAAUCCCAGCAUGCUUCUGGAAAAACCGAGGACACAGUGGUCAACAUUCCCUUCAAAAGUCGACACGUUCGCCUGGUCCUGAAAGGCCCGGAUCACUUGUAUUUGGAGAGUAAGACUCUACUGGGGGCAACAAGUGAACUAAUGCUGGACAAAUCGGGGCAGUUCUUCCUGGACAACACCACCUUGGACUACCAGAGGUUUUCGGAUAAAGAGAUCUUGAGAAUGACUGGUCCACUUGGAGCUGAUUUUACAGUAAAAGUGCAGUUAUCCAAUGGAGCAGACAGUGUUGUUCAGUACAUCUACUAUCAGCCAAUUAUCCACCGCUGGAGAGAAACGGACUUCUUUCCUUGUUCUGUCACAUGUGGAGGAGGCUACCAGCUGACAUCUGCGGAGUGCUUUGAUCUCAGAAGUGGCCGUGUGGUUGUCGACCAGUAUUGCCUUUACUACCCUGAAAAUGUUAAGCCUAAACCCAAGUUACAAGAAUGCAACAUGGAGCCCUGCCUGGACAGCGAUGGCUACAAAGAAAUCAUGCCAUACGAUCUCUACCACCCUCUCCCUCGAUGGGAGAGUAGCCCCUGGACAGCCUGCUCCAUGUCUUGCGGUGGGGGGAUCCAGAGUCGUUCAGUAUCAUGUGUAGAGGAAGACAUGCAGGGAACCAUCACCCUCACAGAGGAGUGGAAAUGCCUCUACUCCUCCAAGACGUCUAUCCUGCAGCCAUGCAACACGUUUGAUUGCCCCUCAUGGACUGCCCAAGAGUGGUCACCUUGCACAGUGACGUGCGGACAGGGCCUGCGCUACAGAGUCGUUUUAUGCAUCGAUCACCGCGGCGUCCAUGCUGGAGGAUGCAACCCCACCACCAAACCCCACAUCAAGGAGGACUGUCUGGUCACAGUGCCCUGCUACAAGUCUAUAGAUACGCUUCCUGUUGAGGCCAAACCUGCAUGGCACAAGCAGGCAAUAGAGCUGGAGGAGGUGGUGACCGCGAGCGAGGAGCCAACCUUUAUUCCGGGUCCCUGGCAGCCCUGCAGUCGGACCUGUGGCGCCGGGACGCAGCAGCGAACCGUCAAGUGUCAGGUGCUGCUCUCCUUCUCCCAGACUGUUGCUGAUCUGCCCGAUGACGAAUGCGAGGGAACCAGACCUACUUCCAGCCAGCCUUGCUACCGCACUCCCUGCCCUGGAGGUGAAAGCAAGGAGGAGGAAAAGGAGGAGGAGGAGGAAGAGAAGAGGGGGGACAGGACGCCACAAAAGGAGGAACUACACGACUGGGAGUAUGAGGGAUUUACGGAGUGUUCCGAAAGCUGUGGCGGAGGGGUGCAAGAAGCCGUGGUGAACUGCCUGAACAAGCAGACCCGGGAACCAGCAGAGCACAGCCUUUGUGUGAGCUCCCGCCGGCCCCCACAGCUCCUACAGGACUGUCAGACCCAGCCCUGCCCGCCCAGGUGGAAAACCGGAGAGUGGAGCUCCUGCUCUGCAACCUGUGGGGUUGGUCUGAUGACGCGUGCUGUGGCGUGCACUCAUCGACCGUUUGCCGACAGCAACCGCACGGUGAUUCUCGGGGAGGGGGACUGUCACCUCCCCAAGCCCAGUCCUGUCCAAGCCUGCAAUCGCUUUGAUUGUCCUCCUCUGUGGGACCUGCACCCCUGGGGACAGUGCUCUCAGAGUUGUGCCGGUGGGGUUCAGAGGAGGCGGGUGCUGUGCAAACAGCGGCUGGCGGACGGCAGUGUCAUGGAGCUGCCCGACUCCUUCUGUCCCUCCAGGAGGCCUCCAAGCCAACAGCAAUGCGAAAAACAGGACUGUCCAGCUCAAUGGAUCACCACUGACUGGUCUCAGUGUUCAGUGACUUGUGGACAUGGCAUUCAGGCUCUACAAGCUGUCUGUAGGAAACUGGGAGCCAACCGACAGUACGUGACCGUAGACCUCAAAAACUGUUCCAAGUUGACCAAGCCCUCGCGAUUCCGACCCUGUUUUCCCAGGAAUUGUGAAGUUGCAGACUCACUGAGGCCGGAUCCCAUCAUGCUCCCCUUGAAGAAGGUCUACAUCCAGUGGAGGAAGGGCAAAAGGGUGCACCUGGUGGUUGGAGGUUAUGCUUACCUUCUGCCUUGGACAACUUUAGUCCUUCGCUGCCCAUCGGGAAGCUUCCGUAAAGGUCACAUUCGGUGGCUGAAGGAUGGAAAGCCUUUGGUGAAUCUGUCUGUAACUUCCCAGGGAUACAUGAAGAUUCAGCAGGUUCAGCCGUCUGAUGCGGGGGUGUAUACGUGUGUCACCGGCCAGGCUCAGGAGCAUUUCGUUCUUCUUAUAAUCGGCAGCAAGCAAAAACUUUUUGCUCCAGAGUCUUUGCUGCUCGGAAGUAGUAAAAAUCGGCGUCCAGCGUCACCAAGAGGAGGUCUUCAGGAGCCACCGGUCUCCCUAAAUAGAUAUGACAACCUGGUAGAGCUCCUGCUUGGACUCAAAAGCUCUUCCCAAAAUGAGAAAUACCUUGUGAGCAAGCCCCACUGGAGUCAGAUAAACAGAUCGACGGUGGAGGAUGGAAGAAGCUCAGAGUUUUCCAUCCCAGUGCUGCUCACAGCCGAUAGCCAGAGGCUGGAUGAGCUGAUGCAGGACUUCUCUGAAGGCCUCAGAGGAGCUCAAGCUGAACGUCUUGUUCAGCUGCUGAGUGAGCUCAUCACGACACAAGGGGAGACCAACGAGUCUACCCUGCAUCCUAUGGAAAGAGCGACGUCUUCCACGCAAGGCCCGAUGGUUUACAAACCCAACAUCAAAGCCCACAUCUCCAGAGCUAAAAUCCCAGUGAUAAUCCAGAGGCCAAAGAAGGUUGGGGUGUCGCCCGCGUCUGACUCUGUCAUUUAUGUGGGAGCACCGGUCGUGCUGCAGAAAGCUGCUGCUACUUUGGAGUUAAGGUGCGAGGCUCUAGGGGAUCCUCAUCCAUCCGUGACAUGGACCAAAAACGGAAAAGAGGUGCAGCUGAGCAGCAGAGUAGAGCUGUUACCCAGCAGCUCUCUGAGGAUCCAGUCCCCUAGUAAAGGAGAUGAGGGUCUGUAUACCUGCACAGCCAGAAACCAUCUUGGAAGCGCGUCUCUCUCAUCCUACCUGCAAAUGACAAGUGGAAAAGGAAAAAACUGUGUCCACAGCAACAGGACGGGAGGAUCUGGGUCUGUUUGUUCAGAGAGGAGUAACAGGAGCCAGGCCGCAGAGCUGUGCGCAGGACAAGGCUGCCACCUCAGGUGGCAUCUGGACGCUUGGUCGUCUUGCUCCGCCUCUUGUGGAGGUGGAUCCCAAACCAGGAGGCUUCGCUGCUUGAAGGGGCGUUCCAGGGAGGUGGAGAUCCGGCAGUGCCUUUUGGCGGGAAGGAGACCCACUAAUACGAGGCUUUGCAACGUGGGUCCCUGUGCCAGAUGGGUCACCGCCUCCUGGGGUCCAUGUCAUGGACAGUGUGUGGGUCCCAGUUUGGCGACACAGCACCGACAUGUUUACUGCCAAGACACAAACGGCACCAAGCUCUCAUCCCGGAUGUGCAGCGCAUUCAGGAGGCCAAGCUCUGUCAAGAACUGCUCCACAGAGGCGUGCGCCCUCCGUUGGCACGUCGGCGCCUGGACACAGUGCACUGCCACCUGCGGCCGGCACGGUUUCCAAUCGCGCCAGGUGACCUGCAAACACCACCGCACCGGCAAGGCCACACGGGAACACCACUGCAUGUGGAGCCCUCGGCCUCCCAGCUGGCAGCGCUGCAACAUUCUGUCAUGCAGCAGAAGAGAGUGUCAAGACAGCACCAGGUACUGUGAGAAGGUCCGUCAGCUGGAGCUCUGCCCACUGCCCCAGUUUAAGAGGCGCUGCUGUGUGUCGUGCCGGAACACCUGAGGUGGCGGCGGUGGCGGCGUGGGAGUGCACACAAGUCCUGGAAUGUUUGGGGAAGGUCCCAGCAGAGACUCCAAAGCUUCGCCCUCUCCUGUCUUCAGUGACGGGUGUGGGAUGGAUGAUUGUAGAGGAACGUUUGAAUGUUUUUCGUUUUUCUCAUAACCAAAGUGGUUUUGACGUUCCCCCUUUUUUGCCAGUGUAAAACUGCACAACUGGGUUUCCUUCAUUGAGAGCGCCAAAAAAGGAAGAACCUCACUGUUUCUCCUCAAAAAUGUCCCUUUCGAAAAGAAACU
Messenger RNA from Oryzias latipes (Japanese medaka), 5106 nucleotides. It is a transcript of the gene adamtsl3, whose product is annotated as ADAMTS-like 3. NCBI's taxonomy places the organism in Eukaryota, Metazoa, Chordata, Actinopteri, Beloniformes, Adrianichthyidae. The record is from RefSeq and is a predicted model, not a curated record. Gene Ontology annotation, molecular function: metalloendopeptidase activity. Gene Ontology annotation, cellular component: extracellular matrix. Gene Ontology annotation, biological process: extracellular matrix organization; proteolysis.